CUUGUUCGACUUUGCUGCAGGUAGCGCCUGUGACCCCGGUUCUGGAGUCAGUGCGGCGUGUCUUCGUUUUACUUGUAGAAAACGGUUAAUAUCGCCACACCGUCGUGAUUCAUUUUCGCAAAUAAGUCCAAAAAGAAAAAGAUAAAGUCUUGUCAUCGCAAUUUGUAUUUGAUUUCUGGCAGAAGCUUCCGCCGCGUCGUGGCCAAGCAAAACUUUUCCAGUUUUCUUAGAAGCAUCAAUCAUGGUCUUUCGCCAGGAGCUCACGGUAGCUGCACAGGAGCAGGUGCUGCAAGCUUUUGAGAGCAGGCAUCAAUACGGGGGAGCAAGAAAGCCAAUAAAGCUGCUCUUUCGCCCGUGCACAUUGAUACCUUCGGUCGGAGUUCUUCGUCUUGGACGAGCAAAAGAAAUCAGCACCGCGUUCUUUAACGAUGAUCACCAAUCGCCAGCGUGGAAAAUCGCGAAAAAGACCGACGACCCGUCUGCCAGGUCUUCACGGCCUUGGCCUUCGGCGUCUUCCUCAUCUUGUUCCAGUACAAGAGCGAUUAGAAGUUUCAAAAGUAAAGCUCCUGCCAGCACAUCCUUCGCAGAUACAAACAGUAGCAAUUUCGCCUCCAACACGACAGCAGACCUUGUCACCCAGUUCGAAGACGGCACUUUCUUCUCCGACCGGAAAGAAAAGGGCGCACCAAGGUUCACGGUCGAACAAACGGAGUUGAAAACCAAAGACGACGUGGAUAAGAAAUACGCCGAAGAGAAGGAAAAACUCGGCAGCACAGAGUCCGACAAACUCGACGACGCGUACAAGAUGGCGUUUAUCCCCUUCCCCGAUAACAACAGCGGCGAUAACGGGUUGGAACGACCGGAGUUGCUCGCGGAGCAGGAGCGGAUUCUCGGUUCCGAAGACCCGGUGACGAUUCUGUCCACGAAGAAAAACGACCUGGAAUCGGACGAAAUCGGAUUCCGGAAUUUGGAGGAAACAGACCCGAACAAACAGCAGCACGCGGCCAGAAGUCUGUUUGAAUUGAGGAAGCGGUGGAAUCCGGAUUUUCUCCACGGGGAUGACAGGGUGAUCAAAAAGGUGGAAGCGUCGUACCGGGUGCUGUUCCCGAACGACGAGAAUCCGGAGGAGCCGGAGCCGCUGUCGAAAGAGGAAAAGGACGACUUCCCGGAGAUGGAGUGGGCGGACGCGCGGAACGUGCCGCGACGGGGGUUCGUGCCGCCGGAAUUCAUCGCGGACUUGGAGAAAAUCGGGAAAAACAUCAUGCGGGACGUGGAGUCUCUGCAGAAGGAGGCGAAGGAAGCGCUGGACCGGGCGCAGCAGUCCUUCGCGCACCACCGAGACCUGAUGAAGCGGGGGUUAGGGGGUUACAUGACGCCGACGGAUUUCGACGACCCAAACGGGGUCACGUCCCCCUACGCGGUGCCGAAACGGUUUUUGCUCCAGGACAGCCCGCUGUUUCGGAAGCAGCUGGGGCCGGAGGGGGUGACCACGGGGGCGAAGGACAACGCGGCGGAGGGACAGUGGCAAAAUUCGUUCCGGGCGAAAAGCUACAUGGAGAUGUUGUAGUGACGCUCGUUCAAGAUCGUGCCACAGUUUGUUCGAGCCAAGAAAGUCCUCGAGCGCGUGUGUUAUUGACCCUCAGAUUCACUGAUGAUGUUGAUGUUCAGCUACAGACGCACUUCUUCUCCUGUGCGGUUCACACCUCAUACCCAGCAGCCAUAAAAGGUCGUCUGUCACCAGAAAACCAAAAUUAAAGCUAAUACUUAAAUGAAGCGAAAGCUGUGACGAGCUACAACUUCUACUGGUUUUACCAGCGGUAAGUCUAAGUGAACAUAUUCCAG
This is a messenger RNA of Amoebophrya sp. A120, 1842 nucleotides long. The record is from the annotation of a GenBank genome assembly. NCBI's taxonomy places the organism in Eukaryota, Dinophyceae, Syndiniales, Amoebophryaceae.